Molecule: messenger RNA, 953 nt
Organism: Blastomyces gilchristii SLH14081
Lineage: Eukaryota; Fungi; Ascomycota; Eurotiomycetes; Onygenales; Ajellomycetaceae
Exons: 2
Coding region: 1-345 (114 amino acids)
Source: RefSeq, a predicted model, not a curated record
AUGAGACUAGUUUUAUGUUCACAGAGCUUGACCAAGAAGAUCGGUGACUUGAGGACUGCCAAGCCACCCAUCAGAGUGGAGAUGAUGAAGGGAGCUCCAGGGGUCAUCCGGGUGCUCUUAUAUCAAUUCAAGUUCACUGAUAUCUCUGACGGCGUCGGCGUACUUCCACGUAACCUUAUGGCACGGGUCGAUGCUGUCGAUGGCCAUGAGUACCCCGACCUUUUUUACGACGGCUCCAUGCUCCUGCCACAUAAUGCGACCUGGAAUUGCUUGAAAAAUUGCAGUGCAUUCAAGAUGCUGCGUCGAAGUGUCAUGAACUUGGGAGCCGGAGCCUUCAUGGGAUGAGGAAGUAUUCCGACCGCUGCUAAGCCUGGCUGUUGAGCUAGAAAAUAGAGACAGUGCCCAAGAAGUCCAAGUUGAGAAUGUGUGUGUCUUUUUCAUUGGUCGGCACAGGUAGCAAUCAGACUCUGUGAGACAGAAUUACUCUUACGAGUGACUGACAUUUUCUGACAUUUAUUUCGCAUAUAUGACUACUACUCAAAUAUUCCCUCAGUCUCUAGUGCCUGCAGGCCUCCAGAAUCCACCAUUCACGUCUAAAAGAGUAGACUAUUGUAUCUACCUUUCUCAAACGGAUUCUCAGGAAACCCGCACUGACAGACUCUUUUCCCUUCGCGGUAACAGGCUUUUUCCUCACUGAGGAUUUUUAGACGCGAAGGGUUUUGAGCGAGUAUCACUGCAGUUCUGGAUAUGGACUCACAGAGUCAACCCAGUGAAGGACUUCGCGGACGAAGCUCUAGAGAGGAGGGGGGGGUAUGGUAUGUAAGAAACCCUGCUCCUCAGGGGCCUUCUUACCCCUAUUCUCACCACUCACCUAACCAGUAGGGUUAGCAAGUCUUGGCCACACAAUCUAUAUAAACUGGAGUUGCAACCAUCUCUUUGCAACUCAGCUUGAA